GGUCCAGUUUAGGGAAGAGUUAUAGAAAACAUGUCCUUUUUCCAGAGGCCUUCCUCUUUUGAAUAUUGGCAACAUGAAAUACAUUGAUCAUUGGCAGGAGACUGAACAUAGGUCUUAUUGAAAUUAUGAACUUUUGACAUUGAUUCCAAUGCUCCUAAUCCAAGUCACUUACUUUAAAUCCAGCCCCUGUCUUGUUUCCAUGCUGAAGGUUUUCUCUUCCUGCCUUAAAUGUUUUCUCUUCCACUUUGCAUUUGAUCUCUAGAAUUAUUAACUUUAAACUUUCUGGUUGUAAGUAUAAGAGAAUUCUAUCUGCCCUUAGCCUCUUUUAUUUAGUUACUAAUGAUCGUUUUUACCACCUUGAGUAGUUUUUACAUUAUAGCGUUGAGCUGGCUUGAACAUAUGCUUGAAAGGGUAUAAUUAAAAAAAAAAAGGGAGAGUCUGCUGAAGUUAGCUUUCUAAAGAAUUUAUAUGAUAAAUUACAUAGAUUCCUUAGCAUAACAAAAAUCCUGCAAAUAAACAGUCCAAUAAAUAAGGAAAAGUGUUUGUCCAAAUUGUAAACAGCUUUACUAAAUCUUUCUUAGCCCUACCACAUUUUUGGGAAAAAUUAUGGACUUUUGACCGUAAUGAAGCAAUACUUGCUAAAUUGGAUUAAAAGCAAAUAUUUACCCAAUUCUUGUAAACAUUUGCAGUGGGGCAAAGAGCCAUUGAACAAAUAUACUUCCUUCCAAUGCUGUGAUUUAAAACCCAUGACGCCGUUUAAAAAUGUCAGACCAGCUCCUUCGAUGUCCAGGGUCUAGCUGCAUGUUGAAAUGAAACCAAUAAAAGACUCGAAGCUAACAAAUUAUUACUAUUUUUCUCCUGCUCUCUGAUUAUCUGUGAUCUUCAAAUAAUUUGCUGCUGCUGCUAUUGCUGACUGCCAGAUGUUUCUAACCUUUCAGUGAUUCCUCUAAACCUCAGCCACCUAAAAUCUUCGUUUUGCUUUUGCGUGCUGCUGCUGCUGCUUCCUCUUCUUCCCUGAGAAAACUUAAGAAAACUUGGACUCCCAAAAGGACAGGAGGCAGAUUUAAAAGAAAAAGAAAGCUGUCCAGUAUGAAUCUUAAACUAAGACUGUGGACCAUUCUGUGGUUCCCCCUGUACUUUUUGAUAAAUGUGUACAGUGCCCUUGUAUUCAUACCAUGGUAUUUUCUUACAAAUGUGAAGAAGAAAAAAGCUAUGGCAAAGCGUUUAAAAGCUAAGCCCAUCUCUGACAGCCCCGGAAGCCCCUACCGAUCCAUUUCGCACCUGGAGUCGUUAGCCACCAUAGACUUUCCUGGGGCAGACACACUGGACAAGUUGUUUGACCUUGCCGUAACAAAGUUCGGGAAGAAAGAUUGUCUUGGAACAAGAGAGGUCCUAAGUGAAGAGAAUGAAAUGCAACCGAAUGGAAAAGUGUUUAAAAAGUUAAUCCUAGGAAACUAUAGAUGGCUGAACUAUGAGGAAACCAAUCAGAAAGUGAACCACUUUGGGAGCGGGUUAGUGGCACUUGGACUGAAGCCCAAAAGCACCGUUGCUGUAUUCUGUGAGACUCGAGCCGAAUGGUUUAUCGCCGCCCAAGCCUGCUUCCGAUACAACUUUCCUCUUGUUACAUUAUACGCAACCCUUGGAGAAGAGGCGGUAACCUAUGGAUUAAAUGAAUCUGAAGCAUCGUUUCUAAUCACUAGCUUAGAUCUUUUGGAAGGCAAACUUAAGAAUGUACUGUCAGAAAUCCCCUGCCUCAAACACAUCAUUUAUGUGGAUAACAAGACUAUCAAUAAAUCAGACUAUCCAAAAGGGCUGGAGAUUUAUAACAUGCAAGCAGUGGAGGAACUUGGAGCGAAACCAGAAAACUUAAGCAUCGCUCCAUGCCGUCCUGGUCCUACAGACAUGGCCCUGGUAAUGUAUACCAGUGGCUCUACAGGGAGGCCAAAAGGGGUCAUGAUGGUACAUAAAAACUUGAUAGCUGGAAUGACUGGACAGUGUGAGCGAAUACCUGGCCUGGGACCCAAUGACACGUACAUUGGCUACUUGCCUUUGGCUCAUGUGUUAGAACUGACAGCAGAAAUUUCCUGUAUUACUUAUGGCUGCAGGAUUGGAUAUUCCUCUCCGCUCACCCUGUCGGACCAGUCAAGCAAAAUUAAAAAGGGAAGCAAAGGAGACUGUACUGUUCUGAAGCCCACUUUGAUGGCAGCUGUGCCUGAAAUCAUGGAUCGAAUUUAUAAGAAUGUUAUGAGCAAAGUUCAGGAGAUGAACUAUUUCCAGAAAACAUUGUUCAAGAUAGGAUAUGACUAUAAAUUGGAACAAAUAAAAAGAGGUUAUGAUGCACCUCUGUGUAACUUCCUGCUGUUUAAAAAGGUGAAGGCCCUACUAGGAGGGAAUGUACGUAUGAUGCUUUCCGGAGGAGCCCCUCUCUCACCUCAGACACAAAGAUUCAUGAAUAUCUGCUUCUGCUGCCCUGUUGGCCAGGGCUAUGGCCUGACUGAAACCUGUGGAGCAGGCACAAUUACUGAAGUAACUGACUACAGCACUGGAAGAGUCGGAGCUCCUCUCAUCUGUUGCGAGAUUAAACUCAGAGAUUGGCAAGAAGGAGGCUAUACGACAAGAGACUUGCCAAACCCUAGGGGAGAGAUUAUAAUUGGAGGGCCCAACGUCUCUAUGGGAUACUUCAGAAAUGAGGAGAAGACAGCCGAAGAUUUCAUCAUCGAUAAAAAUGGCCAGCGGUGGUUUUGUACUGGAGACAUUGGAGAAUUUCAUUCUGAUGGUUGCCUGCAAAUCAUAGAUCGUAAAAAAGACUUGGUGAAGUUGCAAGCAGGGGAAUAUGUGUCCCUUGGCAAAGUUGAGGCAGCCCUGAAAAACUGUCCCCUUAUUGACAAUAUCUGUGCAUAUGCCAAAAGCAACCAGUCUUAUGUUAUCAGCUUUGUGGUUCCAAAUCAGAAGAAACUAACGGCGCUUGCUGGACAGAGGGGUAUAUCUGACAGCUGGGUAAACAUCUGUAACAAUCCUAUCAUGGAGUCGGAAGUUCUGAAAGAGAUUAAGGAAAUGGCUAACAAAAUGAAGCUGGAAAGAUUUGAAAUCCCUGUCAAAGUGCGUCUAAGCCCAGAGCCCUGGACUCCAGAGACAGGGUUAGUCACAGACGCGUUCAAACUGAAAAGGAAGGAGUUGAAGAAUCAUUACCUCAAUGACAUUGAGCGGAUGUACGGAGGGAAAUAAAUCUCCAAAUCACCUGCCAUCAGAAACCGUGCAUUGUUUCUUCUAGAACUGAGUGAUGAAUUAAUUUCCCAAAGAGUGGUGGUAUUUCUAAACGGAAGUGGCAUUUCAUAAAACAGUUGAAAAUUGCACUCUGUUACAAAGAAGGAACAGCUGCACUGGCUGUUUCCAAGAUCCUGUCAAAAUGACUGACCCACUGCCGUUGGUUUCAUUAGACCACGUCCAGUUCCAAAUGGCUGUGUUCAUAUGAAACUCCCUCACUGGAUAAACCAAUGUUUCUCCCUUUCUAUUCUGGCUUCUCUUACUCAAAAGCGAUUAGAUCAUCUUUGCGGAUCCCAAUGCGAUGACUUUAAAACGGAUGAAAACUCCGAGCCGGUUGUUAAGGCGACACCUGUACCCUGAAAAGGUGUUGAAAGGGUGGGGCAGAACCGAGUCCCCUCCAAAGCACUGCAUCGAAAAUGGCUAUCUCAGGUCCUUUGCUAGAUUGCUCAUUUUAAUGUGAUUGUCGUUGGUGGCACUAAGAUGAAGAGGGAUUCCUCUUGGGAAAAUGGUACUUUUACCCAACUGCAAACUGACAGUCCAGCGCCACUACAAUUCCCAAUUGGGGUCUUGCACCACGUGCCAAGCUUUUUCCUUCCUGCAGUUUAAUGAUCAGCGGCACCAUCAUGCCCAUCUCCGCAAUGAAAUUGUUCCCACAAUGCUGAAUUUUUAUUGCUGAUCCCCUAAAUAGGCACAGUAGGUGGAGGGCCGUAGUUUCAGCUGCUAAAGAGAAUGGUGGUGGUACUUUUUAAAGUCACAUUUGUUCCUGCGUUGAAAAACGUCUUUCACUGCCAUUUGGUGAGCACAGACUUAAUUCUCUCGUAUUUAUUUAUUUUUCCACAAAUUCUUGUAUCCUCUAAAGAAAGAGGGAAGAAAUGCAUGGUAGUAUUCAGAUAUUUAGAGUGCCUAAAACAGAAACCAUCCUCACGAGCAGAGGAAAAUUAAGACAUUCCAAUCAAUGCAUUUCAAGCCCUCUUUCGAAAGAUGACAAGUUGAUGCCUUUUGUCAUCUCUCACAUGACUUUGGCUUGUAAUAAGAACACUGGCCCAACUGUCACAAUAACACUGGCAUCUUUUCCGACCAUUUAUUUAUUUGCACUUGCUUCCUUUAAGAACGAGCGGCGCAAAACAAGUCCUGCGGUUAAAGUAGUCUGCGUACUGUCUGUUUUUUGCAGAGCGUGAUGCUUUGGAAUGUAUGCGCCUCUUCCUCUAAGCACAUCCGCACCAUUGAUAAAAUCCUUGGUUCUUGUUGGUUCUUGUUGUUGUUUUUAUUUGAAAAGGGCAUUUUAAUUUAUCUUUGACUAUGUCACAUAAAACAAAUCACAUUAAAAUGGAUUUCUCUUGUACGCGAGUGAUGUACGUAGCCUCGGGAACUUUUUGUUUUAAAGUGUUUGUAAAGGGAAAGUUUUUGUCUGCUAUUUUUAUUUAAAAACUGGAAAUCCUCGAUGUAUUGAGGGCGGGAGGGAGAAAGAAAUAGGACAGCAGUCUCCUGUGUUCCUGUGUGCAUUAUUCAACGGAAUGUCUUUCGUGCGCUCGGCUUCUCUCUUCUUGCUGGUAGUUCACACUUGAAACAGACGUACAGAAAAGAACGUGGCUAUGAUGAGAUGCUGUUCUCCUGUGCACUUUUGAUCCUCUUCUGUAUGUUGCUUCCAUUUUUGUACAGAUGUGGCUUUCGGUUGCAAUGUGUUACCUUUGAUGGCUCUAAAGUAUUUAUAAAAUAGAUUUUUCUUUUAUUCAUUAUGCUUUAAUGUGUAUAUUAUGGUAAAAAGAAAAAUAAUUGGAUAUUGUUCAGAGAAUGAAGGGAUUUUUGUAUGAAAUGUUGUCCAAUACACAACGGUUUUAAGCACAA
Molecule: messenger RNA, 5109 nt
Organism: Python bivittatus (Burmese python)
Lineage: Eukaryota; Metazoa; Chordata; Lepidosauria; Squamata; Pythonidae
Source: RefSeq, a predicted model, not a curated record